Messenger RNA from Myotis daubentonii (Daubenton's bat), 6092 nucleotides. RefSeq lists its product as uncharacterized. NCBI's taxonomy places the organism in Eukaryota, Metazoa, Chordata, Mammalia, Chiroptera, Vespertilionidae. Gene Ontology annotation, biological process: regulation of transcription by RNA polymerase II. Gene Ontology annotation, molecular function: DNA-binding transcription factor activity; RNA polymerase II cis-regulatory region sequence-specific DNA binding. The record is from RefSeq and is a predicted model, not a curated record.
GGUCGGAUUUUGUCUUCGUCUCUUUCCUCUGGCGGUAGGGGUCCGGAGUUCCUGGUCGCAGAGUCCCGUGGAGAAGGCUGGAGAGUGGUGUUCUCCGCCUCACAGCCCAUGGUGGGAGCCUGCAGGGGUGCGCACAGUUCACACCUGAGAUUGAAGCGCCAGGCCUCCGACGGGACCGCCAUUCCUGAGCGGCUUCUCCCGCCGCUCCCGCCCGGCUCAGCCCACAGAGGGCAAUGGCGGCGCCCCCGCUGAGGAGACGGGCUGAGGUUGGCGUGACCUUUGAGGACAUUGCCCUGUACUUCUCCAGGGAGGAAUGGAGCCUCCUUGAUGAGGGUCAGAGACAGCUGUACCUGAAUGUGAUGCUGGAGAACUUUGAACUUACAUCCUCCCUGGGUUGCUGCUGUGGAGCAGAGAAUGUGGAGGCAGCGACUAAACAGAAGAUUUCUGUAAAAUUGUCACAGGAAAGGAUUCCACAGUUAUCCUUGUCUUCCCAGAAGAGCCACCCCUGUGAGAGUUGUGGAUUUGUUUGGGGAAACAUUUUCCACAUGAUGGAGCUGCAGGGAACACAAUACAGACAGAUACUGUUGAGGUGUGGGGCAUGUGAAAAACAAUUUUAUUUCAGUGCAAAAUGUCACCAGCAGCAUGUGAGAGAGAAGACUUCCAUUAGAGGCGUGGAAAGGAUCUCACUUGCAAAUAGCUUCAAUUUCAAGGUGUCUCAAAAUCAUUUCACCUGUGGGGAGGUUGGUCAGGGUAUACAUUCCUGGUCAGGACAUCACCUAAUGGCUACUCAGACCAGGGACAGGCCAAAUGGUAUUUCGAAGUGUGGGGUAAAGUUUCAAAGGAGAAAAAAAAACUACACAAGAAAAGAAUAUAACAAAGUCAUUGGCUGCAAUCACACGUUUAUACAGGAUAAAUGUUUCCAUGCUGGAAGUCAGUGUUUUCUGUGCUGUGAAUGUGGAAAUUAUUUUACCAAAUUUUCUAGCUUUCAUUAUCAACAGAGAGUUCACACUGGAGAAAACCCUUAUGAGUGCAGUGAAUAUGGGAAUACUGUUACCAAUAGCAGUGGCCUUCGUUGUCAUCAGAGAGUUGACACUGAAGAAAGGCCUUAUCAGUGCAGUGAAUGUGGGAAUUCUUUUACCAGUAACACUACCCUUCAUCGUCAUCAGAGAGUUCACACUGGAGAAAAGCCUUUCCAAUGUAGUGAAUGUGGGAAAUCUUUUACGACAAUGCAUAGCCUUCAUUGUCAUCAGAGACUUCACACUGGAGAAAGUCCUUAUGAGUGCAGUGAAUGUGGGAAAUCUUUUACCCGGAGCAGUAGCCUCUGUAAUCAUCAAAGUAUACACACUGGCGAAAGGCGUUACGCAUGCAGUGAAUGUCCAAAAUCUUUUGCCACUAGCACUGAUCUUGUUCGUCAUCAGAGAGUUCACACUGGAGAAAAGCCUUAUAAAUGCAGUGAAUGCGGGAAAUCUUUUGCCAGUAGUAGUUGCCUUCGGUGUCACCAGAGAGUUCACACUGGAGAAAAGCCUUCUAAAUGCAGUGAAUGUGGGAAAUCUUUUACCACUAGCAGUGAUCUUCGCCGUCAUCAGAGAGUUCAUACUGGAGAAAAGCCUUAUAAAUGCAGUCAGUGCGGGAAAUCCUUUACCACUAGCAGUUAUCUUCGUUGUCAUCAGAGAGUUCACACAGGAGAAAAGCCUUAUAAGUGCAGUGAAUGUGCGAAAUCUUUUAUGACUAGCAGUGAGGUUCGGCGUCAUGAGAGAGUUCACACUGGAGAAAAGCCUUAUAAAUGCAGUGAAUGUGAGAAAUCUUUUACCACUUGGAAUGGCCUCCAUUAUCAUCACCAAUUUCAUACUGCAGAAAGGCCUUCCUAAUGCAGUGAAUGUGGGAAAUCUUUUACCACUAAGACUUAUCUUCAUAGUCAUCAGAGAGUUGACACAGGAGAAAAGGCUUAUAAAAGCAGUGAAUAUGGGAAAUCUUUUACAAGUAUCAAUGGUCUCCCAAUAUCAUAAGAGUUCAUACUGGAGAAACCCCUUAUGAGUGCAAUUAACAUAAGAUAUCUCUCAUCCAAAUUCUAAAUUUGUGAGACUUUUCUUAGUUGUGUAGGAUAUGUUCCUCAGGUCUUAACAAUAGCAUAAAAAUAUUGCAAAGUCUAAUUUGUCUGCUUUAUAUCUCAUAUUUAAACACUUACAUUAUGUAAAGUCCCCACAAGAGUUUCCGCUGUUGUUUUUUAUACGCGAACCAUAUGUGUGUAUGUUGCACUUUUUAACAUACAAAUGUCUUGCCAUAUCUGUCACUGCGUAUUUCUGUUGCUGAAGGUAUUUCACCUGCACCUCGUGUAAGGUCCCUACAGAUGGUAUUGAUCACCAUCCUCGUGUGCUCAGGGAAGCUAACUCUGUUGUCUGGUUUGUUGACGAAAACUAGGAAUACCUGAUCCCUUAGGAAUUCUUAAUUCUUUUCACUCUCAGGAGUUGCCACGUAGAACACGUUAAUGUUGGCAAACUGCCAGUCUCAUGUGCCUUUUGGUUUGUAAAAUAAUGCAUGCUUUUUACUAAGACGUCUUUAAUCUUGGAUGUUCCAUUUACUGUGUGGGUUAGUUUAUAAGGACAUCUGGGCUCUCCAAGCAUGAUGAGGUAAGAAACGUUUCUGAGAUCUCAAACAUUCUUUGCCCUGGAGGGAACAGUAUGGUGCAGAAAUUAGCUCAGCAGUUUUUGCCUAAUUUACAUUGCUGCCCAUAUUUUCCUAGGAAACACUGUGGACUCUCUGGUCCUCAUGUGAAGAUGGGUGUUUUGAGACACAGAGACCACUCCAAAGAGGGGAUAGCUGUGACAACCUCAAGUAUGUCUGGGAGCACUGAUUUUUUUUCCUGUUUUCAAGGAAGAUGCUAAGACAUUUGAAGAGAACCUCCUCCCCACAUCUUACAGAGGGCCACGUGCCCUAAUGCCUACAUUGCCAUGGGUGAUGGUAAUUGGUUGGAGGACCAUAGCAGUUAGCGGAAACCAUUUCCGUGCAGAACCACUGGCAUAAUUGGUGUUGGAAGUGAAUACAGCUCAUUAGAUGGAAUGUUCCUCAUAGAAACGUGCAUCCAGGAAUGCUCUGAGGAAAAGUGUAUAGGAGCAUUGUGUACACAGACCUGAGGGUCUCCAGGCAUGUUUAUCUUCUGUGGAUGCAGUCAUUGUCAUUGGUUAUCAUCAAGAGGUUUUGUGGAUUCCUGUAGCCUCUCAGAUGUUCCCCUCAGAGCCAUUGUUGCGCUGGCAGAAAAACAAAGAUGAAGGCAAAGGGUGUCUUUAGUCCAGGGAUGUGGCUUCUGUGACCCAGCCAGCAUUCUUGUUGAUUUGGUUGAAAGUGCUCCAUUGUUUGUUAAAUUUUCUGUCACUAGGCAAGACAGUUGCCCAGAGGGUAUAAGAAGGUGGAUUGAAUAUAGAUUUGCCAAGCCUAUUUUUCCAAUACAGUGGAACAAACUUCUUAAUCUGGAACCAUUUUUAAAAGCUAUAAUGAGUAAAAUACAUGUGUUUAGUAUAGCGUUUCAUAAAUCUUGAUGUGUGUGUGUGAAAGUGAAAUCAUUAUUAUACUCAUAACACUGACCAUAUCUGUCACUGUGCACUUGCUUCAUGACCUUUUUUACAUCUGUCCCUGUUCUGUCAAUGGUUAAGUCAAGUAACCAUUGACUUAAAUUCCAUUUUAAUAGAUAACUUUGCAUUUUUGAAGUAUUUUUCUGCUUUAUAUUUCAUAAAUACUUGGAAAUUUUGUAAAGAUAUACUAGUAACUCAUUUUUUUUCUGAUAAAUAUUCUUACCUUUGAAUAUAUCACCAAUAGUUUACCCAUUUUUUUGAAUCACUUGUUAUCUAUAAUAACAAAAGCGUUAUAUGCUAAUUAGACCAGACAGCCAGACAACCUUCUGUACGUCCUUCCAGGUGACCUUCCGGACAAAGCCAGGGCUGCUAGGGCUGAGGGAAGCCACUGCAGCUGUGAGGACCGAGCCCCUUGCAUGAAUUUCGUGCACCAGGCCUUUAGUUUCUAAUAAAACUGAUACAAACAUUUCUGUAUAAUUCUUUAUAUCAAUAGAAGUUUCAUUUAACUUUGUCAAAAUAAAUUUUCAGUACAUAAUUCUAGGUCAUGGUGUAUUUGAAUGUUUAAAUUUACAAAGAUUAGCAUUUUGUGAUCUAUACUAAAUAUACCAUCAUGGAUGUUGUGGCUCAGUUGGUUGGGUGCACUGAAGUGUUACCAGUUGGAUUGCUGGUCCUGUGCCUGGAUUGUGGGCUACGGGGGUGUGCAAGAGGAAACUGGUCAAUGUUGCACUUGAACAUCGUGUUUCUCCCUCAUUCUUUUUCUCUCACCAAAAAUUAAUGAAAUAGCCAUCUGGAAUGGCUCAGUUAUUGAGCUUUGACCUAUGAACCAGGAAGUCAUGGUUUAAUUCCCGGUGAGGGCAGAUUCCAAGUUGCAAGCUCAAAUCCCAGUGUGGGUUGUGCAGGAGGCAGCCAAUCAAUGAUAAUCUCUCUUCAUUGGUCUUUCUCUCCUUUUGUUUUUGAGGUCAAUAAAUAUAUAUUUUAAAAAUCAAUAAGCUAUUCUUUAAAAGUAAAAAUAAACUGAUGGUGCCUUUUGGCAUUUUCCCACCAGUGUGUAAGGUAUUUACCUUUUACACAUUCUAGCAAAUCUUUUGUCAAUCAUUAUUUAAAUAAAUUCUGUAAUUUUGUCAUUCUACCUAUCUGUUGUUUCAUUGUAUUUAUUCUAGGGCUUUAUGGUGAGCCUUUUCUCAGAAGUGUAUUUGUUGAGUCUGUAUCUUUUAUUUUAUUUUUUUAAUAUAUUUUAUUGAUUUUUUACAGAGAGGAAGGGAGAGACAUAGUUAGAAACAUCGAUGAGAGAGAAACAUCAAUCAGCUGCCUCUUGCACACCCCCUACUGGGGAUGUGCCCGCAACCAAGGUACAUGCCCUUGACCAGAAUCAAACCUGGAACCCUUCAGUUCGCUCUAUCCACUGAGCCAAACUGGUUAGGGCAAGUCUGUAUCUUUGUUAAAGCAUCUUAUCAUAUGUUCGGCCUAAUGUGCUGAGUUUUGGCAAUUUUCUUUAACAAAAGGAACAGUGGAACAAAAAAGAUGCCUGUUGGAAUUUAAUUUUGUGCCUUUUUUGGUGUAGGAAAUAAACAUUUUUUGUAUUGGAAUAUUUUUUAAUGUUUUACUUUUUAAUAGAUAUUUUAAUUUUUUAAAAACAUUUUUAUUGACUCAUAGAUCAAAAGAGAGAGAGAGGGAUAGAAAUAUCAAUGAUGAGAGCCCAGCAGGUGUGGCUCAGUGGUUCCACAUGGACCUAUGAAGCAGGAGGUCAUGACUCAAUUUCUGGUCAGGGCACAAGCCUGGGCCCCAGGGGAGACCUCUAGUGUGGAGCCUGCAGGAGGCAGCUGACCAAUGAUUCUCAUCGUUGAUGCUUCUCUCUCUCUCCCUCUUCUGGCCACUUCAACCUCACCGACAGAGACAUCCCCAUGUCACACAUUUCUCACUUUGCCAAUGCCCACAAGCACCUUUUUCUUUGGGUGCAUUUUAGUGAGAAAUGGGACCUAUAAGAAAAGUAAUCCAUAUAGGAUGCUUUGAAGUUAAAACUUUCCAAGUAAAAGCUGGUCACCUGGUUAUUUAUGGAGUAGCCUGUUGGUUUUUUUAUUUUUGUUUUGUUUUUUGUAAAGGACAAUUUUUACCUUAUUGAACCUGUCUGUUGUAUUUUUGCAUCUGGGAUGACAGACCUUUGGAUUUUCAGGGACAUUUCUGUUUCACAGACUCCUAAGCACAAUCUCCCAGCACAGAAGAUCACAGAGCCCCAAUUAUUAUUGCUCUUGUGUUAAAUAUUAACUGUUAACUAAUCGAUAGACAUAAAAAUAAUUGUGUGUCUAUUUUUUUUACUGUUUAUCCAAUCCCAGAGAUUUUCCUCCUUACCGCUCCCCCCCUCUAAUUUAUCACCAGUGAAUGUCAUGUAACCCCCUGAUGUCUUCUCCUUUGAGGCUAAUGUAUAAAAAAGAUGCAAAACUGCCGUUCUCCCGACCAUUACUCUAUCUGUUGUUACUUUCCUUCCUGGCAAAUGUCUCCGACUUGAGUCAAAUAAACAGAAAAAUUCUC